GUCGCAGUUUUUUGGACGAACGACGGCUUCUCGUGAGUAAUCGGGUUAGUUCCUGCCAGCCGAGUCUCCUGGGUAGCCUCGCUUCUUGGUCGUCUCUCCAAUCGUCGUGUCCACGUCUUCGUUGGGCGCGCGAAAGAGCUCGAGAGGACUUCGAGUUUCAAAACGAUCGCCUUCCUAUCAGCGAACAUUAUUGUCCUUUUUCGAGGAUAUACAAGGGAUACAUCGUGCGCUGAGACGUCGCAAUAUCCGCAGAUAUCGUUGAAUCACGUAGACACUAAACCGAUAUCAAAAUGGGUUGUUUCGGGAGCAAAGACAAGUUGAGCAAAGAAGAUAUGGACUUCCUCAAGUCGCAUACGCGAUACGAUGAAGCGACUAUAAAGGAAUGGUACAAAGGUUUUAAACAAGACUGUCCUAAUGGCAGGUUAACGCCGGCGAAAUUUGUCGACAUGUACAAAAUGUUCUUCCCGUCCGGUAACGCGGAAGAAUUCUGCGACCACGUGUUCCGCACAUUCGACAUGGACAAGAAUGGCUACAUCGACUUUAAGGAAUUCCUAUUGGCGAUCGACGUAACGUCCAGCGGCACGCCAGAAGAAAAACUGAAAUGGGCGUUCCGCAUGUACGACGUUGACGGCAACGGCGUUAUCGAUAUGCAGGAAAUGACGAAGAUCGUCCAGGCGAUAUACGACAUGCUCGGCGCAUGUUCGAGCAAUAGGCCGGCAGACAGCGCGGAGGAAAGAGCGAAGAACAUAUUCGCGAAGAUGGACGAGAACAACGAUGGGCAGCUGACGCAGGAAGAAUUCCUGAAGGGUUGCCUCCAGGACGAGGAGCUAUCGAAGAUGCUCGCUCCUUAAUCCCGACGUC
This is a messenger RNA of Mycetomoellerius zeteki, 861 nucleotides long. RefSeq names its product neuronal calcium sensor 2. The coding region runs from base 291 to 851 and encodes 186 amino acids. The transcript is spliced from 5 exons. Gene Ontology annotation, molecular function: calcium ion binding. NCBI's taxonomy places the organism in Eukaryota, Metazoa, Arthropoda, Insecta, Hymenoptera, Formicidae. The record is from RefSeq and is a predicted model, not a curated record.